GAGCUUACAUGUUCUAUUAUUGAUAAAAUAUUAUAUUUUAUGUAGUUUCAUAAAUAACAUAGUAUCUUGUAUUUUCUGCGUACUGUUAAUACUAACACAAUAUCUAGUGAAAUAUCAGACAUGAAAAGUAAAGCAGCAAUAAAUGAACCUAACGCUGUACAUUGGACAGAAGAUUCAAUAAAAUCUAUUAGACUAUACAAGUAUAUACUACAAAUAAUUUGUUCAUGGCCCUUAGAACAGAGAAAUAUUUAUUGGAAAAUCCGUAUUUCAUCAUUAUUUGUUUAUUUGAUGAUCUCGGGUAUAUUUAUUAUUCAAGAAUUAUUAGAUCAUUGUGGUACAAAUUAUGAAAUAGCUUCACUAUUUGGAAUGAUAUUCGGUACAAUAUCAGCAAUUACUAAAAUAUCACUUUUAAAUAUCUAUCACAAAAAUAUAUCAUUUAUUGUUAAAAAUGUGAUUAACGAUUGGCGCAUUAUUAAUGACGAUAAUUGUAAAACUAUAAUGCGUCAAUAUUCGUCUCUAAAUAGAGCACUAUUCUAUGGUAUAUUAACACCGUUGUUGCUAUACACAUUAAAAUUUACCAUAGACAGGAUUCCGCACACUAUUUUGACUAAUGAUAAUACGACUGUUUAUGUACGCACAACUCCAAUCAGUUCUGAAUGCUGGAAUUUAGCUGAUAUACCAACUGUUUUUUACAUAAUUCGAUUUGCAUGUCGAACUUUUGAAUUUGUUAUUUAUAAUAUCGUAAGUUGUGGAAUUGAUUUGUAUUUUCUCGUGCUGGCGAAGCAUAUUUGCGGUCAAAUGGAAAUAUCGAAUAUGAAUAUUCAAAACUUUUUGGUAGCCAAUGAUGGUAGAUUUGAACGUGACAAAUUUUAUAAAUUAAUUGAUCGACAAAAGUAUAUGUUGGGACUAAUGGAUAAAUUACGCGAGUCGUUUAAUUACAUAACUCUAGCAGUAUUAUUGAUAAGUGGAAUUCAUUUAAAUAUCAUGAUUAUCAUGAUUUUUGUAGCACUGAAAGACAACAAUAUGAAUGCGGUUUUUGAAGAUGCUACUGGAACAAUAUUAUAUUUUUCAGCUCAAAUAUUUAUAUACUGUUACGCUGGCGAUGAACUAUCAACGAAAGUUAAAAAUUCACGUUUAGCUGUGUACAGCUGUAGUUGGUACAAUUUUUCAAUUAAUACUCGUAAGGAUAUUAUUUAUAUUAUGCUAAGAGUUAAUAAGGAAUAUCAUUUAACGGCGGGAAAAUUUUAUUAUAUGAAUUUACUCAACUUUACAAACAUUGUUAAAACAAUGGUGUCAUUUUUUUCAGUCAUGAGAUUAGUGAUUUUUGAAUAAAUAUUAUU
Microplitis mediator is the source of this 1340-nucleotide messenger RNA. RefSeq names its product odorant receptor 63a-like. Gene Ontology annotation, molecular function: olfactory receptor activity; odorant binding. Gene Ontology annotation, cellular component: plasma membrane. The coding region runs from base 121 to 1332 and encodes 403 amino acids. Gene Ontology annotation, biological process: sensory perception of smell; detection of chemical stimulus involved in sensory perception of smell. The transcript is spliced from 3 exons. NCBI's taxonomy places the organism in Eukaryota, Metazoa, Arthropoda, Insecta, Hymenoptera, Braconidae. The record is from RefSeq and is a predicted model, not a curated record.